Fusarium redolens is the source of this 1884-nucleotide messenger RNA. Its product is annotated as pyridoxal phosphate-dependent transferase. Gene Ontology annotation, molecular function: pyridoxal phosphate binding; transaminase activity. The transcript has 4 exons. Lineage: Eukaryota; Fungi; Ascomycota; Sordariomycetes; Hypocreales; Nectriaceae. Bases 247 to 1869 code for a protein of 540 amino acids. The record is from RefSeq and is a predicted model, not a curated record.
CCCAGAACGAUCCGGUCUGUCUAUCUCCCCCUCGGUACAAGGCCAAAGAUGAUGGAAGUGCUUCCCCACAGAACCUACUACUUGUGGUUUACCGAGCUGAUCACGUAGGAUCGUGACUUUAUCCCGGCACAGGCGAAUACAUAUGGUCAAUCAUUAGUCUGCCCUAAAGACUACCUUGCCUCUUAUAUUUGCACCAGGGUAGUUCAUUCCAACGGCUGAUGUUGACCAGGACAGUUGACCCUAAUUAUGGCUACAAAUAUUGUGGUAGUCACGGAUGCCAGCACUCUAGCUUCAGAGAUAGAGGACCAAAUCGGAGCAUACAGUGAUAUUGCUGGCUCAAGAUCAGAUGUCGAUGCACCAAUCGUGGAUGGUAUCUGGGAUCUUUUUGACAGAAAAGCACCAACCGAACCGUACACAGCAGAAUGGGACGAAAUUAAAUAUGUCAUAAAGGGCACUGGCGUAAUCACGGAUACCGUCACAAACCAAUCCUACGAGUUGGAGCCCGGAAGCCUCCUUUGGAUUCCAAAAGGCUCACAAGCCUCGUUCACAGAGUCGAAAGACCUUUCUACCGUUUAUGUUGAACGGAGACAUGGCGAAGGAAACUUCCAAACGGGCAGCGGGGUCAAAGCAUCCUGCAACUUGCGCAGCAAACUCGCUACAUUAACCGACGACUUCGUUGCAGAGAAUCCUACAUCUCUAGCCGCCCAUGAACGAGCUCAGGAGACCCUAGCUGGCGGAAACACGCGCUCAGUCCUUCAUGGCGACCCGUUUCCGCUUUACAUGGAGGGCGGACAGGGUCCUUAUCUAUACUCUGUCGACAAAAGAGAGUAUCUGGACUUUGUAUCAGAUUAUUCAGCAGCUUUCUACGGACACUCGAACCCCGUCAUUGCUGAGGCCAUCAGCAGUGCCCUGUCUACUGGCUUCAGCCUGGGUAGUGUCACUCGUAAAGAGUGUCGUCUUGGCGAGCGCAUCAAGGAAAGAUUUCCGAGUAUGGAGAGAAUUAGGUUCUGCAACUCUGGCACUGAAGCCAACACCUGCGCAUUAGCUACAGCCAUGGCAUUCACCAGCAGAACAAAGAUACGCGUGUUUGAUAAUGAAUACCACGGCGGAACCCUAAGUUUUGGUUCAAGGGACAACAAAUUGAACUUACCUUACGACUUCAUUUUUGGUACCUACAACAUUAUCGAGGCCAACCGGAAGCAUAUAUCAUCAGAGUUAGCAGCUAUUAUCGUCGAACCGAUACUUUCAGCAGGUGGUCAAAUUCCUGCUACUUGGGAGUUUCUCUCGUUUCUGCGCAAAGCAGCAGACGUAAUCGGUGCAGUUUUGAUAUUAGAUGAGGUUGUGACAUCUCGUCUACACAUCAAUGGACUUCAAGGCUUCCACAAAAUAAUGCCUGACAUGACAACUCUUGGAAAAUACAUUGGGGGAGGCCUGCCAUUUGGAGCUUUUGGAGGGCGGUCCGACAUCAUGGCUCUCUUUGAGCCAAGCAGUCAGAAACUGAGCCAUUCUGGAACAUUCAAUAACAAUAUCUUCACUGUGUCAGCUGCUCUAGCUGCAAUCGAUCUGGUCACGGAGGGCGAAAUUAAUCGUGUCAACAAACUGGGAGACACUAUUCGAAACAGGAUCUCAGAGAUGUGUGCAGCGCGUCACUUUUCUGACCUUCAAAUUACUGGCUUCGGAAGCACCAUAGGACUGCACUUUCUUCGUGCGGACAGGGACUUGUUGAAGAAAUGUUUCUUCUUUCACAUGUUACAGCUUGGGAUUUAUAUCGGCCGCAGAGGUUUCCUUUUCCUGAAUAUGUGCCACACGGGGGAUCAUGUUCAGCGGUUCCUGGCAGCGUCUCAGAAGUUCGUAGAGGAGUUUAAAUAGAACAGUUUUUUUUUA